Molecule: messenger RNA, 1602 nt
Organism: Moneuplotes crassus
Lineage: Eukaryota; Ciliophora; Spirotrichea; Euplotida; Euplotidae
Source: the annotation of a GenBank genome assembly
UAUGGGUCAAGCAUCUUGUUGAACAAUGAGGCCUUCUUUAACAAGUCCAAGUACGAGAAAUAAAGCAAAUGAGAAAGAAAAGCUAAAGAAAAUCCAUAACUAUGACUUCAACGCUGGGUAUGAAGGAGAUUUUACCUUUGAAGAGAAGUUGGCCUCUGAGAUCACUAAUGAUUUUGGUGUGAGUGCGAACACCGAGAUGGUUAAACUCCUUAUACAAGAGUUCUUAUAAAAUUCGUAUUCCUAAAUCAGAUGAAUUUUGAAGAAUGUAAGACCGAAAAGGUAGAAUAUACCUACCCUAUGAACCCAAAAGGAGGAAAAGGUACCUGCUACUACUCCACAGUAGCUCCUCCUAUGAUUGAUAUAAUAUGGAGGGCUCUUAUCCAUCAUUCAGAUGUUUACUCUAAAUUCUGUCUUGACGUCUUUGGAGGCUUUUUAGAAAGAUUUGAUCCUGAAAUCAACUUUAAAGAACACCAUAGAGAUUACAAAAGAACCAUCGAACUAAUGAAGAAAUACAAGGACGUCACUAACCCAUAUGAGUAUUUAUGGCCAGAUCUGAACCAAGCAGAAUAUAUGUUUGAAUACAAUCAUACCUUAUACAUUCCAAGAGCUGAUAUAGAGAAUCUAAAGAAGAGAUUGGACAAAAAUCUGAAAAAUAGUUACGAAAUAUCCCAAACAAAUUUGCAAAUAAUUACUAAAGAUUCCGUCAAGAAGGAGAAAAAGUAUGAGUACACACCAGAUAUUCCAAAGGGAAGUGUUGAGAUAACCUUGAUAAACGAUCAGCCUAAAUUGGUUAAGAAUAUCUUUCACCAACUGCGCAAUACCGCAGCUGAGUCUCCAUUGAAAAAUACUUUGAUGACUAGAUGCCUUAUUAGCAGUCAGGCUGCAGAUCAUUGGCUUGAAGAGUACUUUAAGUACUUAAUUGUGAAGAUACAGCUGAAGGAAGAAGCUCAUCCACCUUCAAUUGUCAAGAGAGUCCUGAACAUUCAUAAAGAGUUUACCAAAGAAUUUAGAGAAUUUUAUCAGCUAGUUGGAUACCCAGAUGGUGACUGGGCAGAAACUCAGGAUAGGUUAAAAGAGAAAUAUAGAGCAACUAAAGAGGAAUACUCCAACCUUUUUGGGAAAGAUCCACACGCUAAAAUCUGGCCAUGAGAUGACAACUUGUUCAUUAAGAAAUAUGAAACUCCUAUUCACUUUAAUGUUUUGAGAUUUGUAGCUUGAAACCUUAUUUUAAAAUUUAACAACGAAGCAUUUAAAGAUAUUGAUCAGAUAGUAGCUUUGGUUAAAAAGAGUGACGAGACUUUUACUCAGUUGAAAUCGAUCAAAGACAAAAGAGAAAAGAGGCAUACACUAUUAGAAAAAGAACCAUUGACUGAGGAGAUUAAAGAGGAAGUUGAUCCCGUAAAUACAAAGCUAUGACCUCUUUAUAAAAAUGGAGGACUUCUUGUCCUAGUCAAUCCCUUCAGAACUAGGGAUAUUCAAGAUAGUUAUAUCAAGAUUAAAAACAAGAUCAAGGAAAAAGACACACUUGAGUUCUUUUCUGACGUACAACAGGAAGAUAUUUCCGAAUUCUAUGUUUUAAAGAAGCUGUAAUUCUGAUUCAAC